Molecule: messenger RNA, 1878 nt
Organism: Austrofundulus limnaeus
Lineage: Eukaryota; Metazoa; Chordata; Actinopteri; Cyprinodontiformes; Rivulidae
Gene: trappc5
Product: trafficking protein particle complex subunit 5
Exons: 2
Coding region: 211-777 (188 amino acids)
Biological process (GO): endoplasmic reticulum to Golgi vesicle-mediated transport
Cellular component (GO): TRAPPII protein complex; TRAPPIII protein complex; TRAPPI protein complex
Source: RefSeq, a predicted model, not a curated record
AUCCGGAAGUACCAAAACCAAAACAAAAGSUGGGCCUUCGUCAUACAAGGGAGUUUGAAAGCUAAAAUUGUUUAGUUUUGCUUUCAGUAGAUCAUUUGUAGUUUUUAGUUGUUAUUUGUUUGGUGUUUGUGCUGCGCAUGUUUUACGUCAGUYUGGUCUGGUUAGCAUUGGCAUUAGCCGCUCAGUAGCAGCCCAUAAAAAGUCACAACAAUGGAGGCGCGCUUCACAAAAGGCAAGUCCAUGAUUCUGGAGCGGCCUCUGAGCCGGCCCAAGACCGAGGUGAGCGUGAACGCCUUCGCCCUCCUCUUCUCGGAGGUGGUGCAGUACUGCCAGGGCCGGGUGUACUCGGUGACCGAGCUGCAGGCGCGCCUGUCCGACCUGGGGAAGAGUGUGGGAGCCAGCAUGCUGGACGUGCUGGUCCUGAGGGARAAGAAUGGCAAGAGAGAGACCAAAGUGCUGAACAUUCUGCUGUUUAUUAAGGUAUCCGUGUGGAGAGCGCUGUUUGGAAAGGAGGCAGAUAAACUGGAGCAGGCCAACGACGACGACAAGACGUACUACAUCAUCGAGAAAGAGCCCCUCGUCAACACCUUCAUCUCCGUUCCGAAGGAAACCAGCAGCUUGAACUGUGCAGCCUUCACCGGGGGCAUCGUGGAGGCCAUCCUCUCGCACAGCGGCUUCCCCGCCAAAGUCACCGUCCACUGGCACAAAGGCACCACGCUCAUGAUCAAGUUYGAUGAGGCCGUGAUCGCCAGAGACAAAGCCCUGGAGGGCAGAUAGAGGAGGAAGGGAUGAGGCGCUGCUGGUUUUUGUCAGCGUGGAGGUGUGGCGUUGUUUGACACGAGAUGUUUUUAAAGUUGACACUGGAUUGUAAACUUAUUAAAGGGGAGUGAUGCAUCUUAUCUUCAUUUUCAAUGCAGCUUUAGUCAAAAUUGUUAAUUUGGUCAAGAAAAACAACAGAAGUURACAUAAAGGUUUCUUUGUAGUUAAAAUAAUAAAAUCCAGUUUUCAUGAACAUGCUGGACUGAUAUGGUCAUUAGCAACAAAUAUUGAUUUAAUCCCUUGCUGAAUUAAAUAUAAAUGAUAAUGUGCAUGGAAGGUUGCACUGUGUGACAAGUAAAUAGAUAUAUUGUCGUAUUUGUACCUAAACGUUAUUUUUAGGACAGAGUUACAAGAUAAUAAAAGUGUUUUCAUGGCUAUAGGACAAGCAGUUUGUGUACAAAAACAUCACAGGUCUUGUUUGUCGCCCCUUUGCCUGUUUGCACCAUCAACAUAUCUUAUACUACUAGACCAGAAGUUCCCGCCUUCCUGUGUUGCUGUUAGGAAUCGAGACCAUUGAAAACCAGCAUGACGCAGUUUACAGAAGCUGCCGUGUUGUAUUUUUGAAACCACAGUCUGUGCACUGAGGAUGCGGGCCUUGAGGUUCCGCUAASUGCUCGCACACAAUCACGGUAUUAAUUCUUUUCUUUUAGAUGUGAAAUAACUGAUUACAUCGAAAUGUAUUAGAAAAAAGUAAUAUUUAAACAYACAACAGCAAGGCAAGAUUUAUGUAAACCAACAGAAUACAACAUCUGAAGAAUCGCAUCUUAAGUUAUUUUUUAUAUUUAAUGAGGAAAAGUCUCAUUUGUCUCCUAUAUUCUGAGUUCCUGUAAUGGUUCUUGUAUUAUCAUAUACAAUCUUUGGUUUGUAACGUCAUGUUUCUACAAAAGCUCCUAAAAAACAAACAUCUAGAGAAAGUCWUUUACAUGUUUCAGGCCACGAUAGUUGGAUGUAAUGAUAAUGUACUUCUAACUUGAGCUUCUGUGUCACUUUGGUUUGAAAUUAAAUUACAUAAAAGUGGUUUUCAUGUAAAUAUUUAAAUAAAGAAGAAAGGAAACUGUG